UUCCACUUCCUCUGCCAUUUUCAAUGCAAAAUGUUCUCUGACUUUUUCUCUUUCUUCGUGAAAACAUUCUUAAACAUUUUGAACCUCUCCCUGUCUCUUCAUGAUUCACGCAAUGGAGCAAAGCGCCAAACUCUCCCUGUUCCCCGUUCUUCACCUCAAAAGAUCCAUGCUUUCUGUACUCUUCUCCCUACCCACUUCAUUCUUCGCCUUCCUCCUUCUCCUCCUCCUUUCCUACAACGCUUUCACCAUGUUCUCUCUCCAUCUGAACUCUCCUCCCCUUCGCUCUCCUCCAAAGCUCCUCAAUCUCUCUUCUUCCGCCAAUUCACCUCUCUUCAACAACCCCCAUUCGCCUCUUCUUCCAAACUCUACCCAAAGCCUUUCCCUUUCCAUUCAAAGGCCCAAAAGAGUGAAGAAGCACAAGCGUGGCCUUAGAAGUUUGCGCUCAGAACCUCGCUCCCCCGUUUCACUUUUUCAUUCUAGACUCAAAGCAUUCUUCAACACUUCUUGCCGGAUGAGGUUCUUCAUGACUUGGAUUUCUCCCUUGAAAUCUUUUGGUGAGAGGGAGUUGUUCUCUAUAGAGAGCUUGUUCAAGUCUCACCCUGAUGCUUGUUUGGUCAUAGUGUCAAAGUCCCUUGAUUCUCACACUGGAUCGUCAAUUCUGAAACCGUUUGUGAGUAAUGGCUUCAGGGUCAUGGCCAUUGCUCCAGAUUUUGGCUACAUAUUCAAGGACACACAUGCUGAAUUAUGGUUUAACCGUUUGAAGGAAGGGAAUGUGAAUCCUGGUGAGGUCUCUUUGGGACAAAACCUCUCCAAUUUGCUUAGACUUGUUCUGUUGUACAAGUUUGGAGGCACUUACAUUGACUUGGAUGUCAUAGUCUUGAAGAGUUUCUCCAAGCUGAGAAACACCAUUGGAGCACAGAACUUCGAUGUCAGAACCCGCAAGUGGAGCCGCUUGAACAAUGCAGUCUUGAUAUUCGACAAGAAGCACCCUUUGCUUUUCAAGUUCAUCCAGGAGUUUGCACUCACCUUUGAUGGGAACAAGUGGGGUCAUAAUGGUCCUUACCUGAUCUCAAGGGUAGUGUCUAGGCUGAAUGGGAGACCGGGUUUCAAUUUCACUGUGCUCCCUCCUUCUGCGUUUUAUCCUGUGGAUUGGAGAGGGAUUAGAGGUUUGUUUAGAGAUGGGAUUCGUUCCAAAUGGUUGGUCAAUAAAAUGGAACAAAUCCGCAAAGAAAGCUUUGCAGUGCACUUGUGGAACAAGCAUAGUAGGGAACUUAAAGUAGUUAAGGGAAGCUUUGUGGAUAGUAUAAUUUCUAGUUGUUGUAUCUUCUGCAACACUUAGCUUUGAAGUUUGUAGUUUUUAAUUUUGUUAUUAAAGAUUGUAAUUAGUGAAUUAGAAUAAUAGGUCUUAAAUUAAAGAAGUUAUAAGCAACGUUUGUGUUGCAAGUGGCUACGGGAGCAGUUGUGUAUCUGCUAUAUAUAUAAAAAAGAAGAAGAAUAUAUUUGAUGGCUAGAUUGAAAGAGUAUAAUAGACUAUAAGGGGUUUGGAA
This is a messenger RNA of Vigna umbellata (rice bean), 1547 nucleotides long. RefSeq lists its product as uncharacterized. The record is from RefSeq and is a predicted model, not a curated record. NCBI's taxonomy places the organism in Eukaryota, Viridiplantae, Streptophyta, Magnoliopsida, Fabales, Fabaceae.